AUGAGGUUUUCACACUUCUUGAAGUACAACGCUGUUCCAGAAUGGCAGAACCAUUAUAUGGACUACAGCGACCUGAAAAAUCUUAUCUACACGCUACAGACAGAUGAGCUUCAGGCCGGUGAUAAUGAAGAGGCAUCUGGCGCAGGGAAGAGCUCUACCCUCACAGGCAGGUUCAAGAACAAGUUUUCGUUCAAAAAUGCAAAGGAAGAUGCGUCCUCCGGUGCAAACAAGGAUGCGGGCAUCGUUGAGGAAACCAUCGAGUUGCGGGAACUGCCCAGUGUCCAAACAACUGCUGCGAAGCCUUCGCCCUUUAGGAGAAUGAAGGAGAGAAUAUUUUACAAAAGAAGGUCCUCUUCCGCGUCGUCUAUCUCUUCUACGACCCACGAAAAUCACCCGCAGUUCAACGCCCACGACAGCUUCGUUAGCGAUUUGACGGCGGAAAAACUGAAGGUAGAUGACUUCUAUAAGAGGACAGAAGCGAAGUUCUACAUCAAAUUCGAUGCCUUGGUUAAGGAUUUGAAGAAAAUCGGCGUGAUAGAAUACGACAUCGACGAUGACACUCUUUUCAACGAACCGCUCGCCAACGCCAAUGACGAAGUUCCUCCCCUGGACCUGGAUGACGAUGAAGAUGACGAUGAGUUCUACGACGACCAAUCGAACAUCGAGGACAACACGGCAUUGCUGCACCACUCGCAAUACAAUAUCAAGUCUCAGAAAAAAUCGCUGUUGAAAAAGUCGAUCGUGAACCUCUACAUCGAUCUUUGCCAAUUGAAGUCCUUCAUCGAGCUGAACCGCAUUGGGUUUGCCAAGAUCACCAAGAAAUCGGACAAAGUGCUGCAUCUGAACACAAGAGUGGAACUGAUCGAAUCGGAACAGUUUUUCAAAGACACUUACGUGUUCCAGGCAGAGACUGUUGCAGCAUUAAACUCCAAGAUAUCCCAGCUAGUGACUUUCUAUGCGCGCAUCACUGACCAAUCCCAUAAUAUCGCGCACAGCAAGCAAGAAUUGAAGUCCUAUUUGCACGAUCACAUUGUCUGGGAAAGAAGUAACACUUGGAAGGACAUGUUGGGGCUGCUAUCUCAAGCGGACGAGUUGACGCCAAAGGAAACAGAGUACAACGCAAGUAAAUUGGUGGGCAAGCUGGAUUUGGAAUAUUAUAGGCGGCCACUCCCCAAACCGAUAAACUUGAGAUUCACUACCAUAAACAACUUUGCGAUACCAAAACUAUUCUUCGGCAAGAAAGCGUACAAGAUAUACUUCAUCAUCCUGGUGACGGGACUCCUCUUGGGUAUAAAGACUUUCAAUGACGCUGCUCAACACCGUUGCAUGGCCCUUGUAGAGUGUGUCGCCUUUCUGUGGGCUAGUGAAGCCAUCCCAUUGCACAUCACUGCACUUCUUGUUCCCCUCCUAGUGGUUCUUUUCAAAGUCCUGAAAACUUCCGACGGCGCUAUAAUGGGUGCUGCAAACGCAUCAUCGGAAAUUCUGGCCGCCAUGUGGUCUUCUACGAUCAUGAUUCUGCUGGCGGGUUUUACCCUGGGUGAAGUUCUUGCACAAUACAAUAUCGCCAAAGUUCUUGCCUCGUGGUUGUUGGCGUUUGCGGGUUGCAAACCUAGAAACGUUCUUUUGAUGGCAAUGUGCGUUGUAUUCUUUCUAUCAAUGUGGAUCUCCAACGUCGCGGCACCGGUUCUUACAUACUCGCUGUUAUCGCCCCUCUUGGAUACUAUGGAUGCGGAUAGCCCAUUCGCUCAAGCAUUGGUACUAGGGGUAGCACUGGCUGCAAAUAUUGGCGGUAUGUCUUCACCUAUUUCAUCACCACAAAACAUCAUUUCCAUGUCAUAUUUGAAAACUUACGGUAUUGGUUGGGGUCAGUUCUUCGCUGUUGCGCUGCCAUCUGGUAUCCUAGCCAUGCUUUUGGUUUGGGUUUUGCUGUUUACCACUUUCAAAAUGAAUAGAACCAAGUUGGAAAAGUUUAGGCCUAUAAAGACAAAGUUUACCAUUAAGCAGUACUAUAUUAUUAUUGUUACUGUGGCGACCAUCUUGCUAUGGUGUUUGGAAACCCAAAUUGAAGACGCCUUUGGAUCAUCUGGUCAAAUUGCCAUCAUCCCGAUCGUUUUAUUUUUUGGUACUGGACUGCUAUCAACACAAGAUUUGAAUGCGUUCCCAUGGUCAAUUGUCAUUUUGGCAAUGGGAGGCAUCGCCUUGGGGAAAGCCGUUUCAUCAUCGGGUUUGCUAUCAACUAUUGCGAGAGCAUUACAGAAGAAAAUUCAGAAUGAUGGUGUUUUUGCCAUUUUAUGUAUUUUCGGUAUCUUGAUGUUGGUCGUGGGUACUUUCGUUUCACACACAGUAUCUGCUAUCAUCAUCAUUCCCCUGGUACAGGAAGUUGGUGAUAAGCUCACCAAUCCCAAAGCAGCCCCUAUCCUUGUUUUUGGCUGUGCGCUAUUGUCAUCUUGUGGUAUGGGAUUGGCGUCUUCGGGGUUCCCCAAUGUUACUGCCAUUUCUAAAGUGGAUAGGAAGGGUGAUCGAUACUUAAGUGUCAUGACUUUCUUGACAAGGGGUGUCCCGGCCUCCAUUUUGGCCUUCCUAUGUGUUAUUACACUUGGAUAUGGUAUCAUGGCAUCUGUCGUCAAGGGUAAUGCUACCUCGGCAUAG
This is a messenger RNA of Saccharomyces kudriavzevii IFO 1802, 2649 nucleotides long. RefSeq names its product SPX domain-containing inorganic phosphate transporter (gene PHO90). NCBI's taxonomy places the organism in Eukaryota, Fungi, Ascomycota, Saccharomycetes, Saccharomycetales, Saccharomycetaceae. Gene Ontology annotation, cellular component: membrane. The transcript has a single exon. Gene Ontology annotation, biological process: phosphate ion transport; monoatomic anion transmembrane transport; polyphosphate metabolic process. The record is from RefSeq and is a predicted model, not a curated record. Gene Ontology annotation, molecular function: phosphate transmembrane transporter activity. Bases 1 to 2649 code for a protein of 882 amino acids.